Messenger RNA from Rotaria socialis, 258 nucleotides. Lineage: Eukaryota; Metazoa; Rotifera; Eurotatoria; Philodinida; Philodinidae. The record is from the annotation of a GenBank genome assembly.
AUGUCGUUAUCCAAAGAAAGGAUCGUAACACAAUAUAAAAAAGAGUAUAUUGAAUUAAUUGUUAAACAAAAAACUGCAGCAUUUUUUAGGUACAAACAAAGGUCAUGCGUUUACGUUUCAUUCGAUUACAACAAAGAAGAACUAGUUAGCCGUGCCGAUCAACCAAUAUGUAAACCAAAGAAAUUCAGUAUUAAAGAGGCAGUCUCAAUGGCCGAUGAAGAUUUUCUUAUCGCUGAACUCAAUAGUCAAUUUCAAUGA